Molecule: messenger RNA, 1635 nt
Organism: Colias croceus (clouded yellow)
Lineage: Eukaryota; Metazoa; Arthropoda; Insecta; Lepidoptera; Pieridae
Product: gustatory receptor for sugar taste 64a-like
Exons: 12
Coding region: 1-1635 (544 amino acids)
Biological process (GO): sensory perception of chemical stimulus; detection of chemical stimulus involved in sensory perception of taste
Cellular component (GO): membrane
Molecular function (GO): taste receptor activity
Source: RefSeq, a predicted model, not a curated record
AUGUGUGUGGCGACUGUGUGCAACAAACUCAAGGAACAGAAGUGGUCUAAGGAUGCAGAAAUACUCCAAGUGUACAUGUGGCGAAAGAUCCGGGAAGCCUACGUGAAGCAGGGCUUGCUUGUGAGGAAGGCGAACGACGCGCUCGGCUCGUUGAUACUGUUCUCUAACUUCUUUAAUUUCUACUUUAUAUGCUUGCAACUGUUUUUGGGGAUUACGCAGGGAAUGGCAGGAGACCGCUUCCAGCAAAUCUACUACCUAGCAUCCUUACUCUGGCUUUGCUUGCGAUCCAGUUUCGUAGUUCUAGCUGCUGCUGACGUGUACGAACAUUCUAGAAGAGCCCUACCAUGUUUGUAUUCAUGUAAUGCACGAUGCUUCAAUAUUGAGAUUGAAAGACUCCAAGAUCAACUAAGCAAAGACAACGUCGCUCUAAGUGGUUUGGGAUUCUUCAAUUUAACAAGAACGGUAUUACUGCAAGAAUUUCUACCAACUAUGACAAAUAUAUUUAAAAUGGCGAAAUAUUUUGGCAUUCCAACAUAUGGCGGGAGAUUAGCUCUUCUAGGAGCUAUUGUAAUGUUGGCAAUGCUGAUGAUUUUGGAGACAGUGUCUAUUUCGAAGCUGAUAAAAACUUUGAAUAGCUGGAAUGUGAAUCCAAAAGAUAGUGUAAUUUCUCGGCUAUCUGGAUCAAUUUUCUAUGGCAACGCUUUGCUGUCCAUGUUAAUAUCAUGGAAAAUAAUAAGCAAUUGGGAAGAACUAGCUUUAUUCUGGAAGAGAACUGAAAGAAUUGAACUGAACAUUCUUCCUGAUAAAAGGAUUAGAGCAAGAAUUAUAUUUAUAAGCAGUUACGUCGGUAUAUGUGCGUUUGUUGAGCACGCGUUGAGUAUGAUGUCAGGAACGGGGCUCGACUGUCCGCCGGGGGAGUACUUUGAACGUUAUAUCUUGAGUUCACACGGAUUCAUCUUGCAAAGAAGUAAAUAUUCUCUAUGGAUAGCGAUACCGAUUUUCAUUCUCAGCAAGUUGGCCACAAUAUUUUGGAACUUCCAGGACCUGAUUAUAAUUUUAAUCAGCGUCGGCCUGGCUUCGAAGUACAACCGAUUAAAUCUUUUUGUUCAUCGUUUCGUAUUGUUUGAGAAGAAAAUGAAAUAUCACAAUAGGGUCGUAAGUCUACCUCUCCGUAUCAAAAUAUGGCGCAAUCUUCGUCAGGCUUACGUCCAACAAUCAGAGUUAGUGAGGAAAGUUGACCAGAGCCUCGGAGGGCUGAUACUCCUCUCCAAUCUUAAUAAUUUGUACUUUAUUUGCUUGCAACUGUUUUUGGGGAUCAGCGGAUCAAAGGGUACUGCGAUAAAUAUAAUCUACUAUUACUUCUCACUGGCUUGGCUACUCUACCGAGCCAGUGGCGUGGUGCUGGCAGCGGCUGAUAUCAACAUACACUCUAAACGGGCCCUCCCAUAUUUGUAUAGUAGUGUAAGCGGGGCAUAUAAUAUUGAGAUAAAAAGACUCAAAACUCAAUUAGAGAACGACGAUGUAGCUCUGAGCGGACUCGGGUUCUUUUACUUGUAUAGACAGAAGUUAUUAGAGGUGGCUGCUGCUAUAGUCAAAUAUGAAUUAAUAUUACUUCAAUUUGACAAACAUUAUUAA